UUCCGAGCCGCUCUUCACAUCAGCCUUUGCGUUUCGUCGGAAGCACAUCGAGUUUCUCUUCGCUCAAGUUCAAUAUGGCUCGUACCAAGCAGACCGCCAGAAAGUCCACCGGAGGAAAAGCUCCUCGCAAGCAGUUGGCGACGAAGGCUGCUCGCAAGAGUGCGCCCGCAACCGGAGGAGUGAAGAAGCCUCACCGUUACCGCCCGGGAACCGUCGCUCUCCGUGAAAUCCGUAGAUACCAGAAAAGCACCGAACUCCUCAUCAGGAAGUUACCGUUCCAACGACUCGUCCGUGAGAUUGCCCAGGACUUCAAGACCGACCUUCGUUUCCAAAGUUCAGCCGUGAUGGCUCUUCAAGAAGCUAGCGAGGCUUACCUCGUCGGCCUCUUCGAAGACACCAAUCUGUGCGCUAUCCACGCCAAGAGAGUAACCAUCAUGCCUAAGGACAUUCAACUGGCCCGCAGAAUCCGUGGAGAGAGAGCUUAAUUUCUCUUCUACCCAUAUGUGGAGUUGUAAUUACUGACAUAUAAAAAACGGCCCUUUUCAGGGC
This is a messenger RNA of Nomia melanderi (Alkali bee), 549 nucleotides long. Its product is annotated as histone H3. Gene Ontology annotation, molecular function: DNA binding; protein heterodimerization activity; structural constituent of chromatin. The record is from RefSeq and is a predicted model, not a curated record. Lineage: Eukaryota; Metazoa; Arthropoda; Insecta; Hymenoptera; Halictidae. Gene Ontology annotation, cellular component: nucleosome.